GAACCAUAUUUCACCCACGUCGCCGUGAUCCUUGAAAUUAUCGAGUUCUUCGGUGUACACCUUUUCCCAACUGCAAGCAGAAAAUUAAAGAGAUGAACGUUAGAGUUUCUUCUCGUUUCUCUUUUACACACGAAUUCGAUCGCAAAGACGGAGUAUAUCGCCUGGACAAUAACGGCAAUAACAACAGUGGGAACGGUGGUGGUAAAGACAGGAAGAAGAAGAAGAAGAAGAAGAGCAACGAUAAUAAAGAGAAGAAGGAGAAGAGAGGAGAGGGUUGUCGCCGUCGUCGUCUUUCUCGUCGUCUAGCAGAGCGUUCGAGAUAUCGAGCGUGAGCGCCGGCGUGGCGCUGCUCGCAACGGCGCCUAUAUAAAUGUACGAUGUCGGCGGGCGCGCUCAGUACGUGUCAUGCUUUGCCGGUGGGAGCGUUGUCUGUGAUGGCGGCCCGUGUGCGGUUGAAGAUGCAAUGCGGCACCGUAUCGUUGCCGUUCGUUGUUUUCAUCGUGGUGUGCGGUGUGGAUCUUGUGUGUGGAAUGUUCGAGCAUCGUCAUUGCAGUCAUCAACAUCCGCGUGCACACGAGGUGAUACACGGUGUCCACAUUGAGCCGGCACACGAAGUGAAAAAGCGUAGCAUAAGUCAGCCACUUCGAAUUCUCCUUUCUUACGAUGAGAGCGUUUUUAGAUUGGACGACGAGAAGUUGGAUCUUAUAAAUAACACAAUCCUGCCAGAAGCCGUGCACUUUUGGGAAAGAGCACUUAUGGUACGAGAAACGAAGAAUACCAUCAGACUGAACAGAAAAUGCGAGAGUAGUCAGGUCUUCGUACAAGAUCAUCACACUCACUGUAUAGAUACUUGCCGUUCAACGACCAUGUGCGGAGAGGUGGUCGUCCCAGAGGACCAUCUUGACGUGUGCAGAAUUUGCAACGCAGUGGGUCACAAUUGUCAGGUGGCGGAAGGAAGUAAAGCCGGUCCCGGAAUCGACGGCGCGGACUUCGUAUUUUAUGUGUCCGCUAUGCAGACCGAGAGAUGUCACAAGGGAUUGACGGUCGCUUAUGCUGCUCACUGUCAACAGGAAGCUGCGUUGGAUCGACCUAUCGCAGGACACGCAAAUCUUUGCCCAGGUAGUAUCAGCACGAAGCCUCAGGAACUGGAAACAUUGUUGAGCACCGUCAAACACGAAAUUCUUCAUGCUUUGGGCUUCUCCGUCAGUCUUUACGCCUUUUAUAGGGAUGAAAACGGUGAGCCAAGAACACCGAGAAGAAGCGACACUGGAAAGCCUCCGUUGAAUGAAAAAUUGCAAACGCAUCAGUGGAGCGAGAGCACGAUCAAGACUGUAACGAGGCCAUAUUGGCAAGUGCACGGUGGUUACGUCGAGAGGUCGAUGCAAAUGAUCGUAACGCCACGAGUUCGUGCCGAAGUUCAAGCACACUUCAAUUGCCCGAACUUGGAGGGUGCAGAACUCGAAGACCAGGGUGAAGAUGGGACGGCCUUGACGCAUUGGGAAAAGCGGGUUUUCGAGAACGAAGCUAUGACUGGUACGCACACUCAAAAUCCAGUUUAUUCGAGGAUUACGCUUGCUUUGAUGGAGGAUACCGGUUGGUACAGUGCAAAUUAUUCGAUGGCGCAAGAACUCGGCUGGGGAAAGCACUUGGGCUGCGAUUUUGCUAUGAAAUCCUGCAAGGAAUGGAUAUCCUCGAAAUCGUCGCGUUUAUCCAGAAUGCAAAAGGGAAAAUCGAUUCAUCCUUUCUGCAAUAAAGUGAAGCAAGAUCCAUUGCAAACCGAGUGUACAGAUGAUCGAAGUUCCGUAGCUUUGUGCAAUUUAGUAAAACAUUCUCAACUCUUACCAAAAAAAUAUCAAAAUUUCGAUUCGAUUCCACACGUACCAUCUGGAGAAGAACAAUACUAUGGUGGCUCGGUGUCUCUGGCAGACUAUUGUCCUUAUAUCCAAGAGUUUACGUGGCGAGCUCGAAACAUUGUCGUCAGAGGAUCUCAUUGUCUUUACGAGGAUAAUAAUCCACAUCCGGAAAAAAAUUUCGCUCUCGAGAAAUACGGAUCGCACUCGAGAUGCUUCGAUCAUACCAAUCAAAUGUGGGAGGAGAGAACGUGCAAAUUGGCACGUCAAUGGCAACAUUGGGGCUCUGGUUGCUAUCAAUACAAAUGCGAGGCGGGUCGUCUGCAUAUUAUGGUGGCAAACUAUACUUACACCUGCUAUCACGCUGGUCAAGAAAUAGCAAUCAGGAUAAUUCAAAAUGGUUGGCUGCAUAAAGGAGCUUUGAUAUGUCCACCCUGUAAAGAUAUCUGUCAAGCAGAACUAAAAGCUCGAGGCGAAUGGUGCAAGCCUGGCGAUGAACAUCCACCUGCAACUUAUUAUCACAGAGACAAUCUUUACUGCUCAUCAGCAGAAACCUUCGGCCUAAACAUAGCAAUUAUCUUUUUAAUCGCGUAUCUCUCUUGCGUCAUUAGAUGAUACGACGUUGUUGAAUCUAGUACGAUUUUUUUACGAUCAUCUGACUCGAUAAUACGGCAAUACAUGAACGAUCGUUUAUCAUCGUAGUUGCGUUAUGCCUUUAGGAAUCACGAUGUUCUAUACAGAAGAUAUACAUACAUAUACAUACAUAACGCACAUAAACACACACACACAAACAAACAUCGACGUCGAUAUUCGUAGCGUUCUCUAAGCUUCGAAAAACUUCGACUCGAUAAAAAAAUACAUUCUUCUAAGCUAAUUCUUUAGCUCUCGAGCAUACGGGUAAAUUCUAUUUCAAUCCAAUCGUUUCGGUAAUACUCUGAUACGUUUCGAUAUAUAAAACAUAAAAAGAUUUUCGUUUAGAAAUAUGCGAAACAUUAUUGUUGCUAAUUUUUUUUUCUCUUUUUUUCUGCUUUUUCUCGAAUGAAAUUCUUAUAUUGUUACUUUUGUGACAUAUAAUGUAUAUUAUUAAGGAAUCGGAUACAUUCUUAACCAUUUUACAACGCUAAAGAACAAUUCAGCGUCGUAAAAUGAAUCUAAUAUACUUUGUAAACUUAUUAACAUUCCCGUAAAAUCUUUAAGAACGAAAUGAGAUGCAUUUAUGUAUCUCUAUCUUCGUUGUACAAUGAUUUUUUCCUUUUUACGCUUAACACUCAAACUUGUAAGUGAGAAACAAUGAGUCAUAUCGAAGUGUUUUUUAAAAAACAUGUAGAAGGGAGAAGGAUGAAACGGCAAAGACACGUGUGUCCAAACGUUCGUGCGUAUUUAUAUGCGUUCAACGAAUUUUAAGGAGUCACACAGGGUCGCUGGUUGGACAAUAUUAUAUAAAGUCGACAUCCUAAACUUCUACGCUCAUUAAUGGAUAAGCUGUAAAUAAUUUUACAAAAAAAAUAUAUAUAUAAAUAAAUAUACAUAUAAUGAAGAUAAAUUUUUAUGCAUAUAGAAGAAGAGAGAAAGCUUACGUAUGAAAAACCAAAAAAAAAAAAGAAAAAAGAAGAGAAGUCAAGAAAAGAAAAGAAAAAGGAAAUGAUUAAAAUGAUCGUAAUUAAUUAUCAUAAACGUAUUAAACAUAGACGUUUCACUUUCGUUUUUAUUCUAAACAUGUAGAGACUAUAAUAAUAAUAAUCGUCUUAGACGAUCGUACGUAUUCUAAUCGCUUCGAGAGGAUUACACUUUUGCGUUUCGCCCUUAACCAGAUCGAUAACUAGCAUCGAAGCAUCUUCUCUCGAUACAUUCCAAGGAAAAAAAAAAAAGAAAAAAGGAAAAGGAAAGGAAAAGAAAAGAAAGAAAAAAGAAAAGAUAACGUAUAAUUUAAUUAAUUAAACUCCGAUUAAAGAAGCGAUCGGAAGUAGUAAUGGAUUUUAUACUAUACCGAGAGGCAGACGAUAUGCAUAGUUCAUCAGUCUGUCUUGUAUAGAUACAAAGACACUUAAUCUAUACUUUUGUACAGAUACUAUUAAUGUUUAAUAAGUAGUUUACUCUCUGUAUUAAAAACUCGAAAGCGAGUGUGAGCGUUUUGAUGCGAGUAUGUAUGUACGUAUGUGUGUAAGUACGCGCGUGUCUGUGUGUGUGUGUGUGUGAACGCGCACUUUAAAACAAAACACGUUUCAAAUCUUUUGAAUGUGCCGCGGAGUCUAUCUUAAUUUCAGCCAUUGUGCUGUAAAAUUUCUAUUCGAUAAAAAAAAAAAAAAAUGAAAAUAAAAUCUAUACGUUUGACAUAUAAUAAUCGGUCCGAUUGCGAAAAUCCUCGCGUAUUCUGAAAUAUGAGGUUUCUAAAUCAUCUUCUUCUAAUCGCUUUUACAAUGAACGCCUACUUUCAAUUCUGUAUACUUUAUUAUGCGAUAUAAAUCAUUUUCUAGUUAUUUAAAAUUAUUUUAAAUUACUUUCAAAUUAUUUGAAAUUAUUUUAAAAAUCAACUGGUAAUUGUGUCAACGAUAAAAAUUUUCUAUAGUCGGCUAAAAGUUCAAGAAAAGGAGAAGAGAGUUCAUCUUGAAGUUUCUAUGACUUUAAUUAAAUUAUCAUUCCUAGCAUGCAGGGUAACCGCUUUCACCGUCGAUUACUUCGGAUUUAAUUUCGAUUAGCGACACGUCGUAUUUAUAUAUUCAUAUAUAUAUUACGUAUAUAAACAUAUAUGUGUGUUAUAUGAACAUACACGUAUGUCCUAUCGAUAACUUCCGUCUUUGAGUACAUGUGCCAUCCCUGUAAGAAAGUAAAUUAUAAAAAUCCUCUAACGAUAAGCAACGGGGACCGAACUUAUUUCUUUUCGUUAUUAUAUACGAGACGCAUGUAAAAUAAUCUGUUGAUAAAUUAAAAAAAAAAAUCGUCUAUAAUUAAACGGCUAGACGUGAGGGAAUUUAGUUGAUAAACCAGCAAUCCGUAGGCCGUUUCCGUAGGUUACUUUUUAAGACGAUCUUUUUGCAGACAAAAAGAAAACUACAUAAGAGGAUUAAAUUAUCGAAUAAAAAUUGAGAUGGUUGUGAGUGUUACAUUUUUCUCAGUAGCUCUUAUCUUCUGGCACGACGAUCGUCCGGAUAUCUUUUUAUCUUUCGAAGAAACUUCGCAAGUAAAAUGCAAAAGCUAAAAAAAGAAAAAAAAAAAGGAAAAAAAAGUUACAAAUACGAUGUUAUGUAUAUAAAUACGAAAAAACAAUCGACUUCUUCACUGUGGGAGGAUUUUAUUCCAGAGAUUUAUAUUUUUGCGUGUAAACGAGUGUAUCGUCAUUGAAAAGAUGUUAAAUUUUCUCUAAAAAAGAAAAAAGAAAGAAAAAAACGAACGUAUUUCAUAUCACGCGAUUCACCACAGCGGAGAAUUUAUCUGUCCGAGAUCACGACCGACAACGAGUCCAGACGAAAAAUCGAUUUCUUAGAAAAUAAGCGAUGUCACUAAAAAUGUACUCGUUAAAUACUCGGGCUAUCGUUGUAAUUAACGUGUAUUUUUCUUGUAAACUGCCACCGAAGAGAAAAAUGUAUAGACGAAUUGUAAAUCGCAAUCUCUCUAAUUCCUCUGAUAAUUCUGUUUUUAUGAAUGAUAAAGAUGUAUACAAGAUAAUAAACGUUUAAAUCUUUAGAA
Molecule: messenger RNA, 5534 nt
Organism: Vespula pensylvanica (western yellowjacket)
Lineage: Eukaryota; Metazoa; Arthropoda; Insecta; Hymenoptera; Vespidae
Gene: Invadolysin
Product: leishmanolysin-like peptidase
Exons: 16
Coding region: 378-2465 (695 amino acids)
Biological process (GO): cell adhesion; proteolysis
Cellular component (GO): cytoplasm; membrane
Molecular function (GO): metalloendopeptidase activity
Source: RefSeq, a predicted model, not a curated record